Messenger RNA from Mauremys mutica (yellowpond turtle), 2543 nucleotides. RefSeq lists its product as uncharacterized. The record is from RefSeq and is a predicted model, not a curated record. NCBI's taxonomy places the organism in Eukaryota, Metazoa, Chordata, Testudines, Geoemydidae. Bases 1821 to 2543 code for a protein of 240 amino acids. The transcript is spliced from 5 exons.
AGACAGUAGGGUCCUUGCUAGCCAAGGCAGCCCCUGCCAGACCCAGGGCAUGAGCAUCCUACAGCUCCUGGGGAAAAAAAUAUGGCCUCCCUCCACAGGGUGUAUUGAUCCUUAGCUAGCCCUGUCGCAUGUGUCUAACGGGCUCUUCUGGAGAGAGCAGCGCAGAGUGUCCAUAACCAACUUAGGGAUCAAAGUUCUUCACACACGCUGUGUGCGCUGCACCAGUCUUGCCCCUGUGGUUGUCUUUGGCAUAGCAAUGCUCUGCUGAGCCUGAUGCUCUGCUGAGCACAACGGAAAGGAAGAGGGAGGGAAGUGUUGGUUAAGUGCAAGGGUGAACUCCCUACCACUUACGAAAUGUGCUCUGGUGGUAGAUUCUUCAUGCACAAGAUCUGAGGCUGAGUUUGAAAAGAUGACCCUGAGUUUAUACAAAGAGCACAUGGGAGAGGAAGGAUGUUCUUGUGGUUAGAGUACUGGAUGGGGACUCAGGUAAUCACUCUGGCUCUACUGCAGACUUGCGGUGUGACCGUGGGCAUGUCACACACCUGGAAAUGUUCAAAGGGCCUUUGACUGUUCUGCAGGGUAUUUGGCUAGCCAAUUUUGGGUGCACAGAAAAUAGGGAAUUUUCAAAGAAUGCAGGCAGCAUUUGUUAUUUCAAACUAUGCACUUAGUAUUGGACACCCAGUCCCUGGAAUGUCAGAAACUCACACUAUAUGAUGCUAUGCUCUCCAGGCACUGCUAUUCUCCUAGGGGCAAACUCACCAUUGCAUCAGCAGAGAAAGAGAGAAGUCAGCUUGCACCAUCUCUGUUCAGGACUAAUUUAGUCCUUUCAUAGGAUAGGGUUGUCCUGAAGGUUGCCAUAACUUGUCUUUGUUGAGAUGGCCCCUGUUAGAAAUUGCUGGGGCGUAGAAACAGCAAGAUGCUGGUCUGCCCCGUCCACAUCUGUGGUCUAGAAUGUCCUCUGCAGCCAGGGCUCUUGUGAGGUGGCACACAGAUGGCCAAACUUGCUCUACACAUGGUGUAGAGGCUCUGGAAUACAGAAAUUGCACCUGGCCUAUGGCCUGUUUGCCCCAGCCUAGCUGGGAGAAAGGGAAGACCACAGGCCAGCAAUGAAUCUCAUCUGGCCCCAUUUUAAAAAGUCACAGCCUCCCCCUCAUUCAAAGUGUUUCAGCCAACCUCUUAUGGGGCAUCUAUGGCUUAUUGGGACAGUACAAUGACAUAGGAACAUAAAUUAAAAGCCUUGGGAAUAGUGAGGAAUUAAUAGUUUGUUUGAAAAAGUGAAAUUAGAACAGCAUUUCACGUUCUGUGCUUGAAUACUGUAGAACUAGAUUGUGAAGUGGCUAAUGGGUAGUUUCUAUACAAUCUAAAAAAAAUGUUCAAAACCGAGGGUAGGCACAAAUAGCUAUUGGGGCCCGGAUCUCGGGGUUGAAGUGAGAUCCCAUGAAUUUUCAAAGUAGGUGUUUGGCUGUAACAAAGUUGCUGGGAUGAACUGAGAUUAGUGGGAUUUUCAAAAGGGCCUGUGCAAACUUUCUUGGUAUGCAGGGCCAACCUGAAAGCUAUAUUAAGUUCAUAUUAGCAUACAUAAAUUAUACAUGUGUGUAUGCUAAUAAAAUCUGAACGAGGAGCAUUAUAAAAGCAGGCUUAUUUUCAGACACCUUUGGAGAAUGGCCGAAAAUCACAGGAUUUAGGGUAGGUGCAGGUGAUGGGAGCAUCAAGAAGACCCCAAAAUUGACACAAUAGUUACAGAAAUGACCUUGUUGAGGAAGAGCUGAUGGGGGGAGUACGUGGGAACCCUUUUUGCCAGCACAGAGCAGAGGCUGUAAAUGAGACAAACACUGUCAGAAGAAAUGGGAAGAUAUGAAAUUUGUGGCAGGAGAGUGAACCCCAUCUUUGCAUCUUCUGUGGCUGACACGGAACAGUCAGAUCUCCUCACUAUUCUGCUAGGACUGCUUUGUAUGGGAGGAGCUGCAUGCCAUAGAAUCCAGCCAGACUCCAUCUUGUGUGUCAACAAAGGAUCUAACAGCUGCAUGAGGAAGGGAAAGUGGCCUGUGUUAAUUAGAAACUCUUCCUCAGCUUCUCCCAGUGGCAAACUAUCAGUUGGUAAUUACAACGCACCAGUAACUCCCCAUUCUUCUCUGCUAAUGCUGGACAGCGAGCUAACGAGGAGGAGAGGAAAAGCUAGCGGAGGAGGAUGUACUGUGAAAGAGCAUUGCAUGGUUUCAAGUUCACGCUCUAACAACAAAGACGAAGCAAAACUAUUUGGGGAAUGUUUGUAUCGUUCUUUUAAAAACGAAGCCUUCAAUAUAAGGUUCAAGGUUGAAGGACAAGUGGACAAUUUUGGAAGCAUCUCUUUUUCGUGCUUCACCUCACUACAAGGAGAUGGUCAGGCAGGCAGAGAGGAGCUGCGUUCCCAACCCAAUAAAACUAGUUCCAACCACCUAGCAUUGUGCAACCCAGAAAAAGAUAAGCGAUCGUCCAUUAAAAUUAAUGGGAAAACACUGAAACAGCUUGAAACUGAAAAGAAAACCCCAGUCUUAGAAAACUAA